Messenger RNA from Knipowitschia caucasica, 1065 nucleotides. Lineage: Eukaryota; Metazoa; Chordata; Actinopteri; Gobiiformes; Gobiidae. The record is from the annotation of a GenBank genome assembly.
AUGGGAUGCACGCUGAGCACGGAGGACAAGGCGGCGGUGGAGCGCAGCAAGAUGAUCGACAAAAAUUUGCGCGACGACGGAGAGAAAGCGGCCCGGGAGGUGAAGCUGCUGCUGCUGGGUGCUGGUGAAUCUGGAAAAAGCACAAUAGUUAAGCAGAUGAAAAUCAUCCAUGAAGCCGGCUACUCAGAAGAAGAGUGCAAGCAGUACAAGGCUGUCGUUUACUCCAACACCAUCCAGUCCAUCAUCGCCAUCAUCAGAGCCAUGGGGCGCCUUAAGAUCGACUUUGGGGAUCCUGGAAGAGCUGACGAUGCGCGGCAGCUGUUUGUGCUGGCGGGCUCCGCAGAGGAGGGCUUCAUGACCGCAGAGCUGGCAGGUGUCAUUAAGCGGCUGUGGAAGGACGGAGGGGUCCAGGCCUGCUUCAGCCGCUCUCGCGAAUAUCAGCUCAACGACUCAGCAGCAUACUACUUGAACGACUUGGACAGAGUAUCCCAGGCCACCUACAUCCCCACACAGCAGGACGUGCUGAGGACUCGAGUAAAAACCACAGGAAUCGUUGAGACACACUUCACUUUCAAGGACCUCCACUUCAAAAUGUUUGACGUUGGCGGUCAGAGGUCAGAGAGGAAGAAAUGGAUUCACUGUUUCGAGGGAGUAACGGCCAUCAUCUUCUGUGUUGCCCUGAGUGACUAUGACCUGGUGCUGGCAGAGGACGAGGAGAUGAAUCGAAUGCAUGAAAGUAUGAAGCUGUUUGACAGUAUCUGCAACAACAAGUGGUUCACGGACACGUCUAUUAUCCUGUUCCUCAACAAGAAGGACCUUUUUGAAGAAAAGAUUAAGAAAAGUCCGCUCACAAUCUGCUACCCUGAAUACGCCGGCUCUAAUACGUACGAGGAAGCAGCCGCAUACAUCCAGUGUCAGUUUGAAGAUUUGAACAAGAGAAAAGACACUAAGGAGAUUUAUACCCAUUUCACAUGCGCCACAGACACCAAGAAUGUGCAAUUUGUGUUUGAUGCUGUCACCGACGUCAUUAUCAAGAACAACCUAAAAGACUGUGGCCUCUUCUGA